Artibeus jamaicensis (Jamaican fruit-eating bat) is the source of this 3650-nucleotide messenger RNA. It is a transcript of the gene LIMA1, whose product is annotated as LIM domain and actin binding 1. Gene Ontology annotation, molecular function: actin filament binding. Lineage: Eukaryota; Metazoa; Chordata; Mammalia; Chiroptera; Phyllostomidae. Gene Ontology annotation, cellular component: actin cytoskeleton; plasma membrane. The record is from RefSeq and is a predicted model, not a curated record. The transcript is spliced from 11 exons. The coding region runs from base 151 to 2445 and encodes 764 amino acids. Gene Ontology annotation, biological process: actin filament bundle assembly.
GGCGGGGCCGCAGGAGCUGCCGGAGCUGAAGGUGCUGCUGCUAGGUCUCGACAGGUGCGCGAUUCAGAGCGCCUGGGACCUGUGGCAGGGCUGAAAGCAGUGCAGAGAAAAGACCGCUUUUAGUCAGGUAUUUCAGUAUCUGUAAACAAGAUGGAAUCAACUGCAUUUAAUCGACGGCAAUGGACUUCACUUUCAUUGAGGGUAACGGCCAAAGAACUUUCUCUUGUCAACAAGAACAAGUCAUCAGCUAUUGUAGAAAUAUUCUCCAAGUACCAGAAAGCCGCUGAAGAAGCAAACAUGGAAAAGAGGAGAAAUAACACUGAAAAUCUCCCCCAGCACUUUAGAAGGGGAAUCCUGACUGUGUUAAAGAAGAAGUGGGAGAACCCAGGGCUGGGAGCCGAGUCUCUCCCAGACUCUCUUCGAAACAGCAGCACUGAGGUCAGGCACAGAGGCGACCGUCCUGCUGAAGUGGUGAGCAGCUCUGCCUCUGGGGCCGAGGCCAACCGGGAGGAGCGGGUCCACCCCAGACCGAGACGUGGGUCUCCUGCUGAAGCCCACACUCAGUAUCCAUACCCUCUCAUUGAGGACAGUGAGCGUCUAAAAGACCACACACCAGAAAGUACAAAAAUGGAAAAUUGUCUAGUAGGAGAAUCCAGGCAUGAAGUAGGAAAGCCUGAAAUCAGUGAAAAUACAGAAGCUGUGAACAAAAUAGAGAAAUAUAACGUUCCGCUGAACAGGCUGAAAAUGAUGUUUGAGAAAGGCGAACCAACGCAAACCAAGAUUCUUCGGGCCCAAAGCCGAAGUGCAGGUGGAAGGAAGAUCUCUGAAAACAACUAUUCUCUGGAUGAUUUGGAAAUAGGGCCAAGUCAAGUGUCAACUCCUGCAUUCAGCUUGGAGAAAAGUGAGACUAGACGAAAUCUGGAGAUCCCACGCCUGUCAGAAACCUCCAUAAAGGAUCGAAUGGCCAAGUACCAGGCAGCUGUGUCCAAACAAAGCAGUUCUACCAACUAUACAAAUGAACUGAGAGCCAAUGGCAGUGAAAUCAAAAUUCAUAAGUUGGAGCAAAAGGAGAAUGUACCCCCGGGUCCUGAGGUCUGUGUCUCCCAUCAAGAUGGAGAAAAGGUUUCUGCAACAGAGAAUAGCCUGGCAGCCCGUUCCUCCCUUACUGAAGCUGACUUCACAGGUAACUCCCAGGUUAAGAGUGAGAUCCAGCAGCCUGUCCAUCCCAAGCCACUGAGUCCAGAGGCCAGAGCCCCCAGCCUUUCUGAAAGUUCUCCUCCCAAAGCAGUGAAGAAGUUUCAGGCACCUGCAAGAGAGACCUGUGUGGAAUGUCAGAAGACAGUCUACCCGAUGGAGCGUCUCUUGGCCAACCAGCAAGUGUUUCACAUCAGCUGCUUCCGUUGCUCCUAUUGCAACAACAAACUUAGUCUAGGAACAUAUGCAUCAUUACAUGGGAGAAUCUAUUGCAAGCCUCACUUCAAUCAACUCUUUAAAUCUAAAGGGAACUAUGAUGAAGGCUUUGGGCACAGACCACACAAGGAUCUGUGGGCAAGCAAAAAUGAAAAUGAAGAGACACUGGAGAAACCAGCCCAGCUUCCAAAUGCAGGGGAGAUGCCUCAGAGCCCAGGGGUAGAAGAUGCCCCCAUUGCUAAGGUGGGUGUGCUGACUGCAAGUAUGGAAGCCAAGGCCUCCUCUCGGCCAGAGAAAGAAGACAAACCUGCCGAAACUAAGAAGUUAAGGAUCGCCUGGCCGCCCCCCACUGAACUUGGCAGUUCAGGAAGCACAUUGGAGGAGGGGAUCAAAGUAUCCAAGCCCAAAUGGCCUCCUGAGGAUGAAAUCAGCAAGCCUGAAUCUCCAGAGGAUGUAGAUCUGGAUCUGAAGAAACUAAGACGAUCUUCCUCACUGAAGGAAAGAAGCCGCCCGUUCACUGUAGCAGCUUCAUUUCGAACAACUUCCAUGAAGAGCCCCAAAACUUUGUCCCCACCUUUCAGGAAGGGCUGGAGCAUGUCAGAGCAGAGUGAGGAGUUUGUAGGAGGAAUAGCAGCAGGAAAGAAACAAGUGGAAAAUGCCAACACCUCUGAAAAGAAUGGGAGUGUGGAAAAAACAACCUGGCAAAACAAGGAAUCUAAAGGAGGGGAGGCAGGGAAGAGAAGAAGUAAGGAGGUUUAUGGUUUUGAGACGGGCAGUGAGAAUCUUGUAGAAAAUGGUGCAAAGUUAGAUGAAGAUGAUAGAAACCUUUUCAAACAGCAGUCUCCACUAGAACCCAAGUCUCCAAAUUGGUCCAGCUUUGCAGACAACACCUCCGCUAAAGAAUUCUCUACUCAGAAUCAGAAGUCCCAGGAUGUGGAAUUCUGGGAGGAAGAUGUAGUCAAAGAGCUGUCCGUAGAGGAGCAGAUAAAGAGAAAUCGGUACUAUGAUGAGGAUGAGGAUGAGGAUGAGGAAUGAUAAAUCGCAGUGGUGCUGGGCCUUACCUUUGUGCUAGUGUUAGUGAGCCACUGCCCUUUAUCAGAGUGAUGUAUGUAAACAGUUAUCUUAGCAUGGACUGUAAUUUAUGUGGAAGUAAUUUUGGGAAACAGUGCUUGCUUCAGAAAAAAAUUCCCAUACUGCAGCUUAUCUCUAAAUCCUAGAGAUAACAUUACCUAAAUCCUCUAUUUUAGGGGUGAAGGGAAUAUUCUAACUGAUAUAGACCAGAUUCCACUGUAUUCCCAAAAGGCAAUAUGAAAUAGAUGAGUAUUAUAGUAAAUUGUUAAACUAAAAAUUCAAUCGUACAGAGGGAUUUAGGGGCCUAAACAUUAUGACUGAAUGCACUUUAGUAUAAAGGGCACAGUUUGUAUAUUUUUAAAUGAAUACCAAUUUAAUUAUUUAGUGAUCAUCGGUUAAGAGAUCAAAUAUUUAGUCUUUUUUAAAUUUAGGUUAAUUUUCAUAUUCAAAUAUAUGUGAGAAAUUUAUUGCUUUGCAUUCUGCUCUAAACUACAUCCUGAACCGGAUUCUUGAGAUAUAACAAAACCAUCUUUCUGAAGCACCUCUUAAGCACUUUUGGUGCUUAAAGAGAACCACUGUCUCCCAAAUAAACUAGAGUAUUUGCCAAUGAGUUUCACUACACCCCAUGUGAUUACUUUUUUCUCUGGUGGUGUCUUGUCUCAUAAUUUGCUGAAAACUGCAAUAUUUUAAAUAAGAUCUUUUAUAUUGCUGUUUGCCAUGUUGCAUAUUAGAGCAAAAUAAGUUUAAAGAAGGAAUAGUAUAGGAAAAAAUGCCUUAAACCACUUGAGCUCAGAUCCCCCACCCCCUAAACCCUAUAUUUCACUUCUGAUAAUCCGUUUCCGGGACACUAGUUUUAAAAUUCCUAUCAACUCUUAAAUGUAUUGAUUUUUAUGGCAGACAGUAUUCCUAGGGUGCAAUUAAACCAAUUAUAGGCCUUUAUUGGGGGAGGGGGACGCGGAAUUCUAGUAUUAAGGCUUUAGAACAUUUGUUGUACAUAAUUGAUAUUCCAAGUUGUGUGUGGGGAAGAGGUGUUUUAAGCUAUAGGCUUUUCUUUGUACUGCAUUUUUAGAGAUUUGGCUCUAGUAUUUUUUAGAGUUGUAAAAUAUUCUGCUUUCUUACAAUCUUGCAUACUCUGAAACAUUUUUAUUCAAUAAAGCUUUUAAUUUACA